Molecule: messenger RNA, 387 nt
Organism: Nerophis lumbriciformis (worm pipefish)
Lineage: Eukaryota; Metazoa; Chordata; Actinopteri; Syngnathiformes; Syngnathidae
Source: RefSeq, a predicted model, not a curated record
AUGUGCACCCAAACGAAAGCGGCUGCCCGCAUGGUCAACAUUCCGCAGGCAGACAUCGAUCCCUCCGGUGUAUUUAAAUACGUUCUCAUCAGAGUCCACAGCAAAGAGAAAGGAGAUGACACGGAAGUAGAUAUUGUUCGUGGAUACGGCUGGGCUGAGUUCCACGCGGAUAUCUACGAUAAGGUUUCCGAGGAGCUGGAAAGAGAUGGACUCCUAGACUGCGAGUGCGUCGGAGGGGGAAGAAUACAACAUGAUGACCAAGCUAAGAAAAUCCGUGUUUACGGCUAUUCUAUGGGGUUUGGGAGAGCUAACCACGCAAUCGCCACUGAGAAACUAAAGGUUCGCUAUCCAGACUAUGAGGUGACCUGGGAUAAUGAAGGAUACUAA